This is a messenger RNA of Carlito syrichta (Philippine tarsier), 2589 nucleotides long. It is a transcript of the gene IDH3A, whose product is annotated as isocitrate dehydrogenase 3 (NAD(+)) alpha. The coding region runs from base 147 to 1097 and encodes 316 amino acids. Gene Ontology annotation, biological process: isocitrate metabolic process; tricarboxylic acid cycle. The record is from RefSeq and is a predicted model, not a curated record. The transcript has 11 exons. NCBI's taxonomy places the organism in Eukaryota, Metazoa, Chordata, Mammalia, Primates, Tarsiidae. Gene Ontology annotation, molecular function: isocitrate dehydrogenase (NAD+) activity; magnesium ion binding; NAD binding. Gene Ontology annotation, cellular component: mitochondrion.
GCGGUGAGAGGAGUGUACGCGAUGGCCGGGCCCGCGUGGAUCUCCAAGGUCUCUCGGCUGCUGGGGGCAUUUCACAAGCCAAAACAGGUGACCAGAGGUUUUGCUGGUGGUGAGAUGGUAUUGGCCCAGAAAUUUCAGCUGCAGUUAUGAAGAUUUUUGAUGCUGCUAAAGCACCUAUUCAGUGGGAGGAGCGGAAUGUCACUGCCAUUCAAGGACCGGGAGGAAAGUGGAUGAUCCCUUCAGAAGCCAAAGAGUCCAUGGAUAAGAACAAGAUGGGUUUGAAAGGCCCUUUAAAGACCCCAAUAGCAGCUGGCCACCCAUCUAUGAAUCUACUGCUGCGUAAAACAUUUGACCUUUAUGCAAAUGUCCGGCCAUGUGUCUCCAUUGAAGGCUAUAAAACCCCUUACACCGAUGUGAAUAUUGUCACCAUUCGAGAGAACACAGAGGGAGAAUACAGUGGAAUUGAACACGUGAUUGUCGAUGGCGUGGUGCAGAGUAUCAAGCUCAUCACCGAGGAGGCGAGCAAGCGCAUUGCUGAGUUUGCCUUUGAGUAUGCCCGGAACAACCACCGGAGCAACGUCACAGCCGUGCACAAGGCCAAUAUCAUGCGGAUGUCAGAUGGGCUUUUUCUACAAAAAUGCAGAGAAGUAGCAGAAAACUGUAAAGAUAUUAAAUUUAAUGAGAUGUACCUUGAUACAGUGUGUUUGAAUAUGGUACAAGAUCCUUCCCAGUUUGAUGUUCUUGUUAUGCCAAAUUUGUAUGGAGACAUCCUUAGUGACCUGUGUGCAGGAUUGAUUGGAGGUCUUGGUGUGACACCAAGUGGCAAUAUUGGAGCCAACGGGGUUGCCAUCUUUGAGUCGGUUCACGGGACCGCCCCGGACAUUGCAGGCAAGGACAUGGCCAACCCUACAGCCCUCCUGCUCAGUGCCGUGAUGAUGCUGCGCCACAUGGGACUUUUUGACCACGCGGCAAGAAUCGAAGCUGCAUGCUUUGCUACAAUUAAGGAUGGAAAGAGCUUAACAAAAGAUUUGGGAGGCAAUGCCAAAUGUUCAGACUUCACAGACGAAAUCUGUCGCCGAGUAAAAGAUUUAGAUUAAAGCUUCCAGGAAUGGCACACACAUCAGUCACUCCGAUGGACACCAUGUGAACCUCUAUGUAGAAUACCUUCUGUUAUGUGCGCAUUGGUUUGCUUGUUUCUUGACAGAGUACAUUUCUAAAUCUGGCCUUUUCUUAACAAAAUCUGUGCAAAGGAUGCGGGUGAUGUCCCUGGGCCUGCUUUCAAAGGACUUUUUCCAAGUGCUGUUUUAUUUAUUAAAUGUCGUCUGUAAACAUGUUUUUGUAAGCUCUGAACGGACUGUUGCCAUUCUUAACCAUUUUACACUUUAGUUAAAAUAGUUUUUCCUCAACUGUAAAUAUCAUGAUACAGAAGUCAUAAGAGAAGACAUCUAACUUUUUAAAGAAAAACGUUCUUUUCCUUAGUUUAUGAAAAACAUAAUGGAAAUAAAACAAGAUAUUGACAUAACAGCACAAGAUGACAUUCUUAUAAACGGGCACAGGAGAAAUUUCAUUGGAAAGUUCAUAUCAGAAACAGUGAAUAUGGCAUAUUUCUUAGUGAUACGGACAAUAGAGACAGAUUUGUCCUUUAUAUGAAUUCCUGAGUAUGAAUAAAAAUUUCAGAUCCAAGAAAUAUAUAAUGAAAGAUGUAAUUUUUUAUUAAUGAGAUAAAGAUAAUAUAUUAGGUACAAAGACACGAAUGUAUUGUAUGUUCAAUUAUUUUGUUACCUUAAGACUUACUCCUCGCAAGAGCUUUUAAUGAAGCAGAAGGUGGUACUUCCUCUUCAUUGGACACUGAUUAAGCAUCGUGAGUUGUCACAGCCCCUGAGUCCCUGUAUUGACACUCUGAGUUGGGCCGGGGAACUGACCGUGUUGUGAACUGAUUCUUGCUUGUCGCUGUCUGGAAAUGGACCGUACUCCAGUAGGUGCUGCUGGGGGUGGCACUGCCGAAAGGCCCGAUCCUGUGUCCUUUGGCAGUGGUCGACAAGCUUGGGCUGCUGGCUAGUAACUUCAUAUUUUAGCGACUGCCCCUUCACCUCCCCCUAGGCCCCAUCAGUGCCCUUGGCCUCAACAGUACCAGUACGAGACGACAUUGCGAAGACUAGAGCUGACUCAGCCCAUGCUGAUUCAAAAGCUGGGGCUGGGGCUGAGCUUUUGACUUUCAGGCACCUUCCUUCUUCCCUCCCUGCCCCUCCUCUCCCCUCCCCUCCCUUGCAACGUGGUUUUUCUUCUUCAGACACGAAGUUACUGUCUUCAUGAACAGUUACCCUUUGGCCCCAUACUAAAGGCAACUCAUGGCCUUCCGUGGCCCUCAUGAAACAUUGCAAACCUGUGGCUUUGCAUCAUGUACCCAGGUCACAAGGGGAUUUCUUAACAACAGCAUCCCUGUCUCCGGGUCAUUUCUCAGACUUGUAACCAGACUUAUACUCUUAUAUGUAUUUUACUUUGUGUAAGCUGCCGCUUCCCAGUUCUAUUGGAUUGUGCUCAUGAGCUUUGGCUCUUGGGUUCAAAGUAAUAAAGAAUUCCAAAACUGCU